Molecule: messenger RNA, 351 nt
Organism: Gongylonema pulchrum
Lineage: Eukaryota; Metazoa; Nematoda; Chromadorea; Rhabditida; Gongylonematidae
Source: the annotation of a GenBank genome assembly
AUGUAUCUGUCACCAGUGGUAGUUCUGCUCCUGCUAGUGGAUUAUGUAGUGGCAGAUCCGAAAUGCGAUCCAUCCGCGUACAAGUUAUCAAUGAUUGCUGUUCAUGAUGGCAAUGAUGACGCCUUUGAGCGAUUAAGGCAUUCAGCUGAGCGAUACUCCAUUGAUUUUACUGUUGUUGAUUUAGCAGCAGAAAAUGUGGCCAGGAAUCUUGAAAAUACUGAGAUUCAAAGUACGCGUUUUCGUCAACUUCUAACCGAAAUUGAUGCAUUGAAAGCAAGGAGCACUCACGUUUUGCUCGUCGAUGGGUUAGUGUUUUUGAAUUUUCUUUGCAAACUUUUCAAAAAUUUCUAA